Bipolaris sorokiniana ND90Pr is the source of this 891-nucleotide messenger RNA. RefSeq lists its product as uncharacterized. The record is from RefSeq and is a predicted model, not a curated record. Lineage: Eukaryota; Fungi; Ascomycota; Dothideomycetes; Pleosporales; Pleosporaceae. Bases 172 to 846 code for a protein of 224 amino acids. The transcript has 3 exons.
UCUAAGAUCUUAUACUUUGUCUAGAAAAUUCUUAGAGGUGCAUAUAUUCUGAUCUCCAGUAGCAAGUCCCAGAGAUAAUCAAACAUCUAAACCAAACGGAAAGCUGCAUGCAAAAGGCCCUUCAAUUUGCAAAACUUUAUAUUUUUGUUCUUUGUGGGAGGCCGUAAUAUCAUGCGGGAAGUACAUUCUGCAUCAGAUAUCGUGCCUCACAUAAAGACUAUCGAAGUCUACGAGUCGCCAGCCGACCUCGAGAGCCUUCGCCAAAGUAAAUUCAAGCUUUGUCUUGCCCACACCUUCCUCGCGAACAACAAUCUCGUCUCGACUCUCGCCUGGAAAUCGCUUAGCCCUGCCCCCUUUACUCCAAUUACCUGGCAGGCAUCUUACGCUUUGAACUGGACAGAUGAGCUGCCAAAUGGUAUUUCAGACCCCAUUACGCUCAGCGGAUUAUGGCAGCCUUGCAAGAAAGGCGAGGUUUUUGAUCUUGACCCAACAGGAUUAUGGUCACGGUCAAGCAAAACACCAGUUCCAGGGAAGCUGAUGGUGGGCAUAAAUAGAUUUAAGGGCGACAUAGGUACAGGAGUUUUCAUUGUGAUAGGUCUAAAGGGCAAGGAUGACAAGUUCGAUCCGAUUUUCAUUGAUCACGUGAAUGUAGGCCUCAACAUGUCCGCAAUAUUCGAACCUUCUGAUGUUGUGAAGUGGUGGUAUAGAGCAGAAAUCGAGGCAGCUGAAACACUUUCCCCAGAAGAGAGUUACGAUAUGGCUACCGUUUCUUACGUCUCAAGCACAUAUAGUUAUGUAGAUGGAGUAUGGGCUACUAGUAUAGAUCGAGCACCUAGAUUGGUAUAACUAAUUAUGAGGCUUAUUUGGUGGGCUUGAUCCCUUGAACUUGGA